AUGACGGCUGAUGUGGCUUCCGAUGCGGAUGACAGGAGGCGGUUCAACGGUGUGAACCUCAACAUCACGCUGGUUUGUCCGGAAUGCAAGGUUUAUCCUCCGGAGCUGAUAGAGCGGUUCAGCGAAGGUGAUGUUGUGUGCGCAUUAUGUGGACUUGUUUUAAGCAACAGAAUAGUCGAUACAAGGUCUGAAUGGAGAACGUUCAGCAACGAUGACCAGAACGGAGACGACCCUUCGCGUGUUGGUGAGGCUUCUAGUUCCCUUCUGGACAGCGAUCAACUCUCUACCGUUAUUUCGAGCUCUCAGGAGGCUGGUCGUACUGGAAGAGAACUGAACAGGGCUCAGAGUAAGAGUCUCGUGGACAAGAAGGACAAUGCUUUGCAGGAUGCCUACUCCAAGAUCACGCACAUGUGUGAUGGAUACCAGCUUCCAAAAGUGGUCCAGGACGGAGCCAAGGAGGUUUACAAGCUUGUUUAUGAUGAGCGGGCUUUGAAGGGUAAAUCUCAGCUCAGUAUUAUUGCAGCAUCGAUUGUUCUUGGGUGUAGAAACGCCAAGGUGGCUCGGUCUUUCAAGGAAAUUUGGGCUUUGACCAAUGUUCCUCGCAAGGAGAUUGGUAAGGUAUUCAAGAUGAUCACCAAGAUUGUACAGGAGAAGAGCGCUCAGAGUGGGGCCAGUUUGUCGUUCCAAAGUGAUUCUCUGGCUGCGAGACAGAUGAACGCUGAGGACUUGGUGGGCAGAUUCUGUUCUCAUCUUGGUCUGUCUCCUCAGGUUUCGAGUGCUGCUGAGUUUAUCGCGAGAAGGACUCGUGAGGUGGGUGUCUUGGCGGGUAGAUCGCCAACGACAAUUGCUGCUGCCGUGGUUUAUAUGGCAGCUCAGAUAUUCGGCCAGUCGCUUCUGCCUUCACGGAUCUCCGAGAAGACGGGUGUCAGCGACGGUACUAUCAAAACGUCGUAUAAGCUACUUUAUGCGAAGAAGGAGGAUCUGGUAGACCCAUAUUGGAUUGAGUCUGGGAGGGUCAAUUUUGACAAGAUUCCAAAGGCUUAA
Messenger RNA from Kuraishia capsulata CBS 1993, 1044 nucleotides. RefSeq lists its product as uncharacterized. NCBI's taxonomy places the organism in Eukaryota, Fungi, Ascomycota, Pichiomycetes, Pichiales, Pichiaceae. Gene Ontology annotation, cellular component: nucleus; transcription preinitiation complex. The record is from RefSeq and is a predicted model, not a curated record. Gene Ontology annotation, biological process: transcription initiation at RNA polymerase II promoter; transcription preinitiation complex assembly. Gene Ontology annotation, molecular function: TBP-class protein binding; RNA polymerase II general transcription initiation factor activity. Bases 1 to 1044 code for a protein of 347 amino acids. The transcript has a single exon.